Messenger RNA from Paramecium sonneborni, 451 nucleotides. The record is from the annotation of a GenBank genome assembly. Lineage: Eukaryota; Ciliophora; Oligohymenophorea; Peniculida; Parameciidae.
AUGACAUUAGCUUAAGAAUAAUUUGGAAUAGUAAGUGAAAAAUAAUUAUCAGAUUUAAUUUGGAUUAAAAUAGUAAAAGAUGAUGGUACUUUUAGUAAAUAUACCUUCAAUAUAGCAACUUAUACGGAUGUCUAUAAUUAAACAUUUAAUAAAGAUUAGAUCAUGUGUUGCUCCUUAUUUUCCAAAUAAAUAUUUUUAUAGGACUAGCAAGUGUGGAUUGUACUUUAAGUGCAAUAUCUGGAAUUGGAUUUUGCUAUUGGGAAACGUAUUUUAUGACAUAAUUUUAAAUAAUAGAACUUGUCAAAUUACAUGUUAUAUGAUAGAUGAGGUGGCUGCAUGUAAAACAGGUUCUGUAUUAUCUACUGAAAGUGCAUCUACUCUUUGUGAUUCAUUGAAACAUCCAAUUUAUAAUAUGAUAAUGUUUGUUGUGACAAAUCAGAAGGAAAACUGA